AUGGGCCAAACAGGUCACCACCAGGUGAAGGAUGGGCCAAACAGGUCACCACCAGGUGAAGAGUUGGCCAAGCAGGUCACCACCAGGUUAAAGUUUAAAAAGCCCUACAGCUACUGUGACAAAAUUGGUCUGGCUGCUGCCCGAUCUGCUCCGGCACACAUGCACAAUAUGGGGUGUAAAGGUGAUUUGGUGUGGUUUGACCCCGGCGUUGGCUACCUGAUCCCUGGUGAAGUUCUGGAGUACUCCCGCCCUGCCCAGGUAGUUACUGUCCAGGCGGUCAUCAGUGGACAGCCCCAAAGUUUUACACUGACCAAUCUGACGUCGGUAAAGAAGAGACAGGAUCUUGGACAGAAUGGUAUUGAAGACAUGGUCAAUAUUGUCGACCUGAACGAAGCCUCGUUGUUAUGGAAUUUGAAAAUUCGAUACGAGAAGGAAUUCAUUUAUACUUACACGGGCAGUAUCCUGGUAGCCGUGAAUCCUUACAAAAUGUUUGAUAUCUACGGUUUGGAGAUGGUGAAGAAAUAUGAAGGUCAGAUUCUAGGAACAUUACCACC
Molecule: messenger RNA, 554 nt
Organism: Limulus polyphemus (Atlantic horseshoe crab)
Lineage: Eukaryota; Metazoa; Arthropoda; Merostomata; Xiphosura; Limulidae
Product: unconventional myosin-VIIa-like
Exons: 6
Biological process (GO): actin filament organization; vesicle transport along actin filament
Cellular component (GO): cytoplasm; actin-based cell projection; vesicle
Molecular function (GO): ATP binding; microfilament motor activity; actin filament binding
Source: RefSeq, a predicted model, not a curated record